GCAAUGGAUGAUGCCUCCAGCACUACCGACGCCGUCGGCAUCGUCUCAACAGUUGCGUCAGUUGUGUCGGCUUUCAUUGCCGGGAUCACGCUGUUCACGGUGUACAUUGCCGCGCUGCAGCUCGCGUCCCAAAAUAGGAUGUAUCGACUCGGCCUCUCCUGGAGAGCCAUCGGCCCUUGGAAACAGAAAGUCGCCAGUUCAAGCUAUUUCGGGCUCCGCCGAAAAGUUUCCGUCCCUGUUGUCUCGAUCAGUUCCCUCCUAAGCAGGGUGCCAAACCCUGAUCUGGAGGACGGUCCGAAUAACGUUCAGGCCAAGGCGAGCUGGGUUACCUUCAUGCAGGCUCUCGGCAUGGACCCUGAGUCUCCACCAGAGGAGAAAGAUCUGUACGAAAUGCAGGAUGCUUCGGAACUCGUCAACGGCGUUAUCCCGAUGCCAUGGGAGGGCAAAAACCUUGUUGCCAUCUGCUCCAUUCUCGGCUUCCAGUCGCAUGAGAAAAGGCCAAGCUACCAGAACCCAAUGCCUUUGCCCAUGCAAUGGUCGGGGCCUCUAGGCUGGUUGCAGUUUAGGUCCAGUACAAACGCCUGUGUCGUGGAGUUUCGGAGCCGUAUGUCAGUAUCCGACCAAAUCCCGCAUGACAUCCACCGCUACUGGCAGGACUUCGACAUGCCACAAGAACCUCACUUUCUACAUUCUCGCCUGUGGAACGCUAUUGGAGGGCUUUCCCUUGCCGGCGGAAGGGCGCUCUACCUUGGUGGCGCCGACAGAGACAAGGGACCGCGUGACAUGGAGACCGAGACCGCCAAGGAAGAGCGAACGCAAGCCAAGCUGUUCGAAGACCUUACGUCCGAAGACCUCUCGAGCGAAAACAUUCUCCUCAAGCUCUACGGAAAGAAGAAAGACCGCCCCAAGGCCCUCCAGCGCGAUUCUAAUCGCAGCAACCCCAGUCAGGUCGAGCGUGGUGCUAACAACCCGGGAAGGCCGGGUAUCCUCGAUGAUUUGCUGAGGGAGGAGUUGGGUAAGCUCGGAAACACUUGCAGGAUGAAAGAACUUCUCAGACCCUGUCCUGGCCUCCUCUCUGUUGCCAUCAAUGGGGAGCUAGCGGAUAGCCGGGGUCUCGAAAUCCAUACGUGCGAAGAGCACGACCGCAAAUAUGUCCCCGACGACGAGGACAUUGAUGCCGGUCUCUACCCCCACCACAUUGGGGACCUCUAUAUGGGCAAAGAUCUGCUCAAGCUCGUGAAGGAUGCACUGUUGCUUCUCAGACCAGACGGCUUUUACUUCUCCCCUACCCAUCCGCUGAUGUCCGACCUGAUGGAGGCAUACGGUCAUAUCGAGCAGCAGUCCAACAAAGCCAUGCAGAUCUUCCCAGAUUGCGGUAAUACAACCUUCCCGGCGGAGGCUAUCCACCUUCGGAGUGCCAUGAUCCUCUGCAAUAAUCUGCAGAGCACACGAAAGACAUCGUAUGCUGUUUUCUCCGUCAAUGAUAUGCGCAUCCUCGCCAAGGCCUCGCAUUCUCUGAAGCCCAUCAUCUCCGGCAAUCGAGCCGCGUCGGGCGACGGGCGGGACCUGAUCUGGGCGAUCUUGCACCGUCCCGAUCUCUCCGGCAGGAUUCGUGAGUCUCUAUCUCUGGGGAACAUUUCUAUUUCCCAGUUCAUACAAGCAACAGUGCAAUGCAACGACGGCGUCCUCGACUGUUCAUCCAUACCCGGACUCGGCGACCCGUUGGUGGAGAAGUCGGCACAGUUCAGCAUCCCGUUGGUUGGGGAUGGCGAGUACACCGGCUUGCAGGUGCUGGCGGCUCUGGCUGAUGUUUUCAUUACCUAUUAUUGGAUCAACAAGAGAUGGAUCACUGAUGUCGCCGUGUACGAUUGGACCAUUCCGCAGAGUGUGACGAUGUGUUGAAAGCCCUGCCGACGGCCGUGUGAGCACGAAUGCCGUGGCUGCCAUGGGAUACCAUAGCAGGCAGAUGCUGGAACGCUGGACAACAGGGACUGCUUGGGAGGGACAGGUUUUUGUUAAGUCAGUUCUUUCAGGCGUUCGCAUCAGGAAAACGGCAAUGAUCAUCCAUUCUCACAUAAAUAGAUACC
Chaetomium fimeti is the source of this 2087-nucleotide messenger RNA. RefSeq lists its product as uncharacterized. The coding region runs from base 4 to 1902 and encodes 632 amino acids. NCBI's taxonomy places the organism in Eukaryota, Fungi, Ascomycota, Sordariomycetes, Sordariales, Chaetomiaceae. The record is from RefSeq and is a predicted model, not a curated record. The transcript is spliced from 2 exons.